Molecule: messenger RNA, 4560 nt
Organism: Tetrahymena thermophila SB210
Lineage: Eukaryota; Ciliophora; Oligohymenophorea; Hymenostomatida; Tetrahymenidae
Product: cation channel family protein
Exons: 4
Biological process (GO): monoatomic ion transport; transmembrane transport
Cellular component (GO): membrane
Molecular function (GO): zinc ion binding; monoatomic ion channel activity; nucleic acid binding
Source: RefSeq, a predicted model, not a curated record
AUUUUUGAAUAGAUAGAUAAUUAAGUAGAAAUAAUAGUUUUUAUUAAAUUAUUCAUAAUCUUGAAAUACCUUAGAGAAUAAAUGGAUUUUAAUAUAACAAAUGAUGAUGCAUCUUUAAGCGUACACAUGAAUAGUAUUUAGUUCAAUAUCAAAGAUCAUUAAGAUUUGCAAAAAAUGAAUAAAAGAUAAUCUGAAACAUUAAGUUACUGCACAAGCGAAGACUUAAAAACUGAAGAAUUAACUCAAACAAAAUAUAAAAUCUAAAAAAAUUAAAGUGAUACUUAAAAUGAUGAUUUUUUGUUAAAUCCUAAUAAAGAAGAAAGUAGUUAUUAGAAUUCAUUAUUUAAAGUAUAGUUUACUACUGUUGAUAAUAAAGAGCAAAGUAGAAAAGAAGAAGAUUAUGAUGAUUAAGAAAAGAAGCUAAAAUACUUGAUAACAGAUAAAAGUAAAUCAAAAGGGAAGUACUUCUCAAAAGAGAAUUCAUAAUAUUAUGAUAAUGAAGGUAAAUAAAAAAUGGAUUCAAGCCCAAAUUUAGAUAAUAUUUAGAAAAAUUAUCCUACUAGGCUAAUUAAAGCAAUUAAUUUACUAGUAAACGUGAAGAGCUUUUACCGCCUUUUAACAAAAAAUACAAGGAUUUUAGGAAAAUUGACUAACAAAUAGCAUUACUUGAUUAAUGAUGCUACUUCUGUUUAUUACAUUCUAAUGGAAUCUAACAACUAAAGCUUGUUAUAUCACUUUCCAAAACUUAAGCAACCUUACAAUCUCUCUAAGUUUAUAUGGGAUAUUUUAUAAGCCAUUCUAAUUUUGAGUGUUAUGUUUUUAUUCAGCUUAGUGACGUUUUUUUAGAUGAGCACAAUUUAAUUUAUUACAUUUUUUUAAGUGGUUUUUAUUCUUUUUGUCUUAGACAUGCUAUUAACAUUCAAUACAGCAAUUUUGGAGAAAGGUGAGGUUAUUUUUGACAGAAAAAAGGCUGCUAUAACUUAUUUAAAAAGAAAUUUUAUCAUGGACUAAAUUGCACUCUUGCCUUUAUUCAUGUUUUUCUUCAACAUAUAAUUAUAGGGGUUGUAUUCUUGGGCUAUUUAUUUUUAAAUCCUUAUGAAAUUAUAUGUUCUUUCAGAUAUAUUUGACAGGUUAACUUAUUAUUUAAAUUAUUAAAAGAAUAUGAAAAACAUUGUUGACAUAGUUAAGCUCAUCUUUAUUAUUGGCUGUGUUUGUCAUGUUUUUUGUCUUUUUUGGCAUGGACUCGCUAUAUAUGAAAUAAAACAGGGAUGUAAAAACACUUGGCUUUAAGUAAGAGGAAUUUAAGAUGAAGAUGUAUUUACUAGGUACGUCUAAUCUUUCUACUAUCUUGCUGUUACUAUGAUAACAGUGGGGUAUGGUGAUAUAACUCCAUAAACAACUUACGAAAUAAUAUUUUCAACUGUAACGAUGUUUGUAACGGGUUUUUUCUAUGCAUUCAGUUUGAAUAAAAUAGGUAUUAUAAUAGAUAAUUUAGAAAUGAAGGAUAAAUCUUAUAAGUAAAGUAUGCAGAUAAUACAUAGACUCAUGAGAUAAGAAAAGGUAUCGUAGGCUCUAAGAGUUCAAAUAUCUAACUAUUUAUAAUAUCUUUACAAGGAAUCAGAUGAAAUAGCUAAAUAAUAAGAAAGCGAUAUUAUAAACAAGCUUUCAAAAAAGCUGAAGUCUGAUCUUGUGUAAGAGGUUCAAGGAAAAUACUUAAAAGAUAUAGAAUUUAUUGAUAAAUUACAAACUAAAUUUAAAAUUGUUGAAAGUAUGGAAGAAUGCUUGUUCUCACCUGGUGAGUACAUAUUCAGACAGGGAGAAAUAGAUGACUGUGCUUUAUAUUACAUCGUGAAAGGCAGUGUUCAUAUCACUUAUGAGUAUUAAGAUGGAAACUAAACAAGAAGUUUAAUUUUAGCUGAAUUGAAGAAAUCUCAAUAUUUUGGAGAAAUGUAAUUUAUUCAAGGAAAUUAAAGAAUUAUGACAGCUUAAGCAAGUGAUUUCUGCAGGACAUACAAAAUUCCAAAAGAUUCCUUUUUUUAAAGUUUAAAAGAGAGUGAUUAAGAUUAUGAAAAUUUCCAAAUGUUAAAAGAAGCUUUCACAUUUAAAGAAAAUCAAAAAUUAUUUAAAAUAAAAUGCUACAUUUGUAAUAAGACAGAUCAUUUUUCAAUAAAGUGUCCCAAAAUUCAUUUAACAUUAUCUAAGUAGACAAUGAUUCAAAAAACAAACAAUUCUGUACCUCAUAUUGAGAGAACCAAGAAAGAAAGAAAAAGAGAAAGGUUUCACUCUCUGGAAAAAAAUUUUGAAACAACGGAUGCAAUCUUUCAAUUCUUAUAAAAAGAAGAAAACCUUACAUAAUUGUAGUAAUUGGAAGAAGAACUACAUCUAAGUUAAGAUGAGGCUUUUAUAGAAGAGUGCCUUUAAGAGCUUAAAGAUCUAGAAAAAGCAUAAGAACUACAAAAUUUAGAAAAUAGUUUGGUAAAAUAAGACAAAUUUGAUAGUAAUCCAUAAAGAAUUAAAGAAGAGUAAUAAGAGGAAGAAGAUAAUGAUAGCUAAGAUAAUGACAAUAAUAAAAAUUAAAAUGUUUCUAUACAAGAUUAAAAUAAAGUUAAAAUGUAGGUGUAAACUUGUUAAAGUAACUCUUUAAAUUUAAGUUAAACAUAUUAGAACCGGAACUCAUCUUUUGGUGAAAUAAAAAAUCAAUAAGAAAUUCCUAUUUAAUAAUUUUAAAGAAAUCAAUCUAUUAAAAUGAGUAAAAAAAAUGAAGCUAUUCCGGAUUAAUAGUAUCUUAAUUAACAGUUUUCAGUAACUAGUUCAAAAAAUUCAAUAAGUUAAUAUUAAAUUAUAUAUGGGGAUUAAAGAUCAAGUUCACUUUGUAAUUCUAAGAAAUCUUGCACUCUACAAAAGACUAGCAGUUUAUCCUAAAGUUUGAACGAAUAAAUAAACUAAACAAGAAGUAAAAUUUAAACGAGCUCUAGUCCAAAAGCAAAUAUCAUUUUAUAAUAGCCAAACGAAGGUGGGUUAAAAAAUAGUUCUUUUGAUUAAAGAGUCAGAUAAAUAAAUAAUGAAAAUAGCAAUCAAUAGUAAAAAUCUUCAGAUAAUAAACAUAGUUUUUUAUCCACAGCUUCAUAAUAAAUUAAUUAUUCAAAUAACGAGAAUCAUGAGCUUGAAAAAUAGCCAAAUAUAAAAACAUUUUUACAUAGAAAAUCCUUCAGUUUAUCUAUUUUGGAAGAAAAUGAAACAUAGUAACAAAAAUAGAUAAAUCAAAGCUAAUUCAAACCUUAAAUGAAUUAAAAGUAAAAGGAAGGCUAUUAAGUUGAUUCAACUGAAUAACCUUAAAAUGAAUAAAAUUUAAUUAAUAAACCUUAUCAUAGCAAAGAUAUUUAAUAAAAUGAGAAAUAAAAUAUUCCCAAUAGAAUAAGAAAAUCUAAAUCAUUUGAUGAAAGCUUUUAUUAGUAAAUUAAAGAUUAAUUAGAAUUAGAUAAAAUUCCAAAAUAAUAUAAUCAAAUUAAUGAUAGAGAUUCAAACUAAAUUAAAUUACUUUAAAAAUUAGAGAAGUUAAAUAGCUUUAAAUAAAAUCAAUAUUAAAAGACAAAUACUCUAUCUUUAUAUACUAAAAAUCGUUCUAAAUAGGGAAGUGUUAACAGUUAUUUAGGUUCCUUAGCUUCAUUAAACUCUAAUGAAAUAAAUUUCGAAAUACCUUAGAACUAGUAAAACAGUAUUUCAAAUAGAAGAAAAAGUAAAAGAUUAACUAUAUUGAGGUAGAUGAUGCAAUAAAAGAGAUAAUCCUUGAUAUCAUCGCCAGCAGUGUAGCUGCAAAUAAUAAAUCAGAUUCAAAAUUAAUAAAUUAAAAAUUAAACUUUUGAUAUAAAUUAAGCAGAUUCGAAUUUAUAAUUUUCAAACAAAUUUAAUAAUGAAAAUACCUAAAAUUAUCCAUCAAGGAAUUCUGGUAUAGUUCAGUAGGUUAAUUAAAAUAGAGGUAGCAUCAAUACAAUACAAAAUUAUCUUUCCUAAGCUUUUUUACAGCCUCAUUUUCAGCCUUUGAACAAUCAGAGGAAUUCACAUAUUAUGAAUAAAAAUCUAAAUAAAUCUCCACAUUAAGAUUUUAAUAAAAGCAGAUUAUCAAACACUUAACUUUUUGGUAACUUAGAUCUUAAUAAUAAAUUAGUAGAGACUUUAACAGAUAUUAAUAUGAGAGAAAAUACAAAGAAAACAUUAUUAGCUUCAGAAUUAUAAUUGCCAAUAGAUAACAAUUUACUUUAUUAAGCAGAAAUACUUGAAUAAGAUCAAGAUUAUUCAUAGCAAUCUGGAGAUUCAAGCUAUUAUAUGCUGCAACUAUUUGAGAAAUUUAAAAUUUAUAAAUAUUACUAUCCUAACUGCAAUAUAGGUGUAGUUAUAUAAUCCUUUAAAUAGAGUUGGGAAUAAUAAAGUAAAUUAAAACAAUCUAUAAGGCAGAAACAAUCAUCACGAAACACACUUCUAAGUAAAAAAAUGAAUAAAUUCAAUGAAAAGAUUUACAAUUUAAAGAAAACUAAAGAUAUGUCUUAUAAAAAUAUUUUUUGA